UGUCUGUCUCUCUCUCUCUCUGUCUGUCUCUCUCUCUGUCCUUCCUCUCAACUUGCUUGCUCUCGUCACAACCACGCAAUUGGUCGGAUGGGGGAGGGGAGUGACAGCGACCAUGUCAGUCGGUCUCUACAGAACUUGGUCCCAUAAAAAGCGGAGCCGGUCGCGGAGCAGCUCAGACUUUCCCCGCUCAGGUGCGCCUUGCAGUCAGAGAUGCGCGUCAUGGAGCGCACUUUCCGGGAGCAGCUCUUCUUUCUGGUGCUGAGUCUGUCUGUCCUCAACGGAGACUGCAGGUACAUCGAGAACAACGAGAUCUCAAAAGAAGAAUUAUAUUCAUUUUUCAACUCGGAGCUCAAGAGAGAAAUACCUGAGGAACUGGUGUAUCGCCGACCUUUACGCUGUCUGGACAUGGUGGCAGUGGAGGGUCAGUUCACCUUCACGGCGGAGCGUCCUCAGCUCAGCUGCGCUGCUUUCUUCAUGGCAGAGCCCACCGAAGUGAUCACUGUGGACUAUGACAGCGUUGACAUCGACUGCAGGGGAGGGGACUUCAUCACGGUGUUUGACGGCUGGGUGAUGAAGGGAGAGAAGUUCCCCAGCUCGCAGGACCACCCGCUGCCACUGUACGAGCGCUACGUGGAUUACUGCGACUCAGGGUCGCUGAGGAGAAGCGUUCGUUCCUCUCAGAACGUGGCCAUGGUCUUCUUCCGCAUUCACAACGCCGGCAGCGGCUUCACCCUGACAGUCAGGAAGCACGUCAAUCCUUUCCCCUGUAAUGUCAUCUCUCAGUCACCAGAGGGCAGUUACACAAUGGUGAUCCCGCAGCAGCACAGGAACUGCAGCUUCUCCAUCAUAUACCCGGUGGAGAUCGACAUCUCUGAGUUCAGCCUGGGACACUUCAACCACCUUCCCAAGAGGUCCCUGCCCGGCUGUGCAGAAUCAGGAGAUUUUGUGCAGCUGCUGGGUGGAAACGGCAUCGACACUUCGAAGCUGCUGCCCAUCACCGACCUCUGCGUCUCCUUCACUGGACCCACUCACAUGAAGAUCGGCUGCGACAACACGGUGGUGAGGAUGGUGUCCAGCGGGAAGUUCGUCAGCCGAGUGUCUUUCAGCUACAGGCUACUGGACAGCCAGGAACUGCAGACGAUCAAACUGAACAACGUGGAGGAUUUCUGUUUCAAUAACUGAUCCCAGCAGGAUCAUUAAGUGACAAAUGUAUCAUUUGACUGCAGACAUUUUUAGAGUUAUUUUGUUAAAAUAAAACAAGAGAUCUACCUGCUCGCUCCCUUUUGAUCAGACAAAACGUCUUGAAUCCAAAGACAUGAACCUAAAAACAUGUGAAAAAUAAGAUAUAAACAUUAACAGUGAUGUCAUAAUAUUACAACCCCCCAAAUUUCACUUUUAGUUUGUUUUUUUAAAUGAUUUUUUUCCAUCUCUUUUCACUCAUUCUGGUCGUCGCUGAAUAAAGCUUGAUGAAGUGUCCUUUUGUGUUUGGUGGAACUGCUGUUGUUUUUAUUUAUGCUUUGUGUACAACGACUUGUGUAUUAAUUAAGAGGAGACUCCUGAUGCUGUCAGCAUUCUUGAAAAAGAAUGGCGCUAAAAUGAAUGUUACCUUCUGUUUAUUUGGCCGAGUCACUUCCUGUUACGGAUGACGCAGAGGGCCAAAGGUGGAGCGUUCCAUACGAUAAGUGUUCAUUGCCAUUGUGCAGUUAAAUUUGUAUAAAAACCUUUUUGUAAUAAAACUAUACUGCAUGAC
Messenger RNA from Scatophagus argus, 1750 nucleotides. It is a transcript of the gene crhbp, whose product is annotated as corticotropin releasing hormone binding protein. The transcript has 7 exons. The record is from RefSeq and is a predicted model, not a curated record. Gene Ontology annotation, molecular function: corticotropin-releasing hormone binding. NCBI's taxonomy places the organism in Eukaryota, Metazoa, Chordata, Actinopteri, Scatophagidae. Gene Ontology annotation, biological process: hormone-mediated signaling pathway; negative regulation of corticotropin-releasing hormone receptor activity; negative regulation of corticotropin secretion. Bases 211 to 1182 code for a protein of 323 amino acids.